Messenger RNA from Clarias gariepinus (North African catfish), 1162 nucleotides. RefSeq names its product zinc finger protein 830 (gene znf830). The coding region runs from base 32 to 1051 and encodes 339 amino acids. Gene Ontology annotation, biological process: nuclear DNA replication; mitotic DNA replication checkpoint signaling; mitotic DNA damage checkpoint signaling. NCBI's taxonomy places the organism in Eukaryota, Metazoa, Chordata, Actinopteri, Siluriformes, Clariidae. Gene Ontology annotation, cellular component: nucleus; spliceosomal complex. Gene Ontology annotation, molecular function: zinc ion binding; nucleic acid binding. The transcript has a single exon. The record is from RefSeq and is a predicted model, not a curated record.
GCUCGACGUUCGAGAGCUAACGCUCGCGACCAUGGCGACUAAAGCGGCGGCGGCGGCGAAGAAGAAUAAAGGGAAGAAGCUCGUGAACCAGGACGAGCUGCGGCGGCUGAUGAGGGAGAGGCAGCAGCGCGACGAGCGGCAGAAGCGCGUCGAGUCUCCGUACGCCAAGUACAACAGCCUGGGACACCUGAGCUGCGUCCUGUGUAACGUCCAGGUGAAGACGGACAUCCUGUGGCAGACUCACGUGCUGGGAAAACAGCACAAAGAUAAAGUCUCAGAGCUCAAAGAGGGGAGUCAGGGCGCGGGGACAGUCCCUCAACCUGUCCCUCAGCCUGCACAGACAUCCACACUGAAGAGGAAAGCUCCACAACCGGAAGUGCAUGAUGGGAAAAAGCCCAAAGCCUCAGGUGCAGUAUUGUCUCAGGCUAAGACUGGUGGGACAAGUGCAGGACUUGGACUUCUCGCUGGACAGUAUGAUGAUGAUGAUGAUGAUGAUAAUUCAGCUCCAAGUGACGUAAAGCAGCCAGGUUCGUCAUCUGACUCACUUCCUGCCGAUUUUUUCGACAGCAGCGUCCCUGGCAUCGCGCCCGCGCCGCCCGUCUCUCACUCGGGAUCCGUCUCCAAACCCGAAGUUGAGAAACCCGCGGAGAGGAAAGACAACACGGCGGAGGCGCUUCCCGAGGGCUUCUUCGACGACCCGGUCCGAGACGCCAAGGUGCGAAACGUGGACACUCCGAAGGACCACCUGGACAAGGAGUGGGAGGAGUUUCAGAAGGAGAUGCGGCAGGUGAGCACCGCCUCGGAGGCCAUCGUAGCUGAGGAAGAUGAGGAAGGCCGCCUCGAGAGGCAGAUCGACGAGAUCGACGAGCAGAUCGAGCGCCUGCGCAGGGUCGAGGUGCUGCACACCAAAAAGGAGGCCAAGGUGAAGAAGACGACGAUGAUGGAGGAAGAGCGGCGUCUCUCAGGGGAUGAUGAGGAUGAUGAUGAUGAUGAUGAGGAGUUGAUGAAUGUGUUGGGAAGAGACUGGAGAGCUAAAGGAGCGCUUGCAUAGUGUCGAGUGAUGGACUGGUGCAGUGCGGGGCUUUUCUAUGUAUCAGUGAUAUCACAGUGAUAGAGCUCAGUGUGUUCUUCUGUUUUCUAAUAAAUGUAAAUUUUGACAUGA